Anguilla anguilla (European eel) is the source of this 1700-nucleotide messenger RNA. RefSeq lists its product as uncharacterized. Lineage: Eukaryota; Metazoa; Chordata; Actinopteri; Anguilliformes; Anguillidae. Bases 75 to 1502 code for a protein of 475 amino acids. The transcript has a single exon. The record is from RefSeq and is a predicted model, not a curated record.
CCUACCCUCUCCCUCCUGGUGGUCUCAUUAAGGGAAAUGUAAACAAAACCUUAUUACAUGACGUAAAUCUUGUAAUGGCGCAUGUUAGUUACAAUAUCUCGAACAUCCUGUCAGCUUAUGUAACCCAUUGUGACAUAAAGGACAAAACAUAUGCAUGGCUGCAGGCACGGCUCGAUGAUUUAGUUUCUGAUUAUAAAGGCAGACUUGCCGUUCAAAUUCCACCCGUACGCUCUAAGCGAGACUUGUUCGGAGAUGUUACAGGUCUUUUCGGUUCAGGUAACUCUAUUGCAAACACCUAUAAAAUAACAAAACAAUCUCAAUACUCAGCAUGGUUGGCAAAUCAAGUGGCCACUGGUUUCCAACACCUCACUAAUAGCAAUGAGAAUAUCAUUAAGGCUGUAAGGUCCGAAGCGCAGGCGCUUCUUGCCAUCAGCCAUUCAUUAUUCAAUCAGACCCGUACCAUCGAGCGUGCCUUAGCCUGCAGAACAUAUGCUCAGGAUCUGUUUACUGCUGCCAGACAAGAGAUUUUAGACCUUCGUCUGCGCAAACCCCCGAGGCAUGUUCUAAAUGAUUUGAUAGAAACUUUAGACCUGCACAGGUGGAUUGUGUCAGAAAAAAUGAAAGACAUAAAGCAUGCCGAAUUAUUGACAACUUUUAUGAUGUACACAGGGACUGAAUGUGUGGGAUGUAUUGGGUUCUUUGUUUCUUUUCCUUUAAUUCACCCAGAACAGGUGUACCCAAAUUCCACUACCAUACGCUCUAUCGGCGUAGUAGUGAAGAAUCAGAUUCUAAAAUUAGAUCACCUUACCGGGUAUAUCACUAUGAGGGGCACAGAGACCAUAUUCACCACUCGCAUGUGUUGUCAUGAAACCUCUAGCUAUAUCAUCUGUACCUGUAACACCUUGCAACCUUUUUCUCCCAAUGAUACCAAAUUCAUUAGUGUGCAGUCUUUGCAUGGCCACGCUGACGCUAUCCAGGUUUCCCACACACAAUGGUGCGUCAUCAGCGAGAUGAACUCUUUCUCGUAUGGAGGUCUGACCUGUCCAGCAAACCACACUUUCUGCUUGGAAGUGACGGAAGAUUUGGCCAUGGGUCAGAUCAACAUUCUAGGCCGAGUUCCACUGGAGGUAGACGUCUCCCCGUGGUGGGAGGACACAUUCUACGAACAAGGAACGCGGGCCCUGACUGACCUAAUGAGUUUGGUAGAACAGAUCAUUCGUGACACCAAUUACCACAUCAACCAGGCUCAGGUGGAGGUGAAUCUGGCCAAAAGAACAGCGGAGAUCCUGGCCAGCUCCUCUACCCGGUCCGCCCAGGACGCGUACACCUGGUGGGAUUGGGUGUUCCGAGGGUGCGUCAUCGCCAGCGCAGUCAUCUUUACCAUCACCCUGGUUCAAUGCUGUUAUUUUCGACACCUAAUACACUCUCUGCGCACCUCCACUCAUGCUGCUUUGGUUCUCAGCCCCCUCCAGUUGCCAGCGAGACCGGGCUUGAGACCAUAAACACCGGACCUAGACUGCUGUCAAAGUUGGGCAUUUUCAGUGACCCCUGGGACAGCGUUCUGUUUGUCCCACGGGGCCAGAGAGGGGAAUCUGUAAGGCCCACGGGAACAGGCAUAGAGUGGAAUUUCCUCUCUGACUGUCGUAAAGCAAUUCGCCAGGUGCAGAGUCUGAUAUUGUCGGGACAGAGUGACCCGUAAG